Messenger RNA from Coffea arabica (coffee), 984 nucleotides. The record is from RefSeq and is a predicted model, not a curated record. Lineage: Eukaryota; Viridiplantae; Streptophyta; Magnoliopsida; Gentianales; Rubiaceae.
AUGCAUGAUGAUAUUAUUGUUAUUGAACUUAGUGCUGCUUCAUCUUCAAAAGCACAUCAUGCUCCUUAUCUCCCGUUCAAGGCAAUUGUGGUUUCAAAGGUGGGAUACAAUACAGCAGAAUUCUACAGAUAUCUAUUGUUUUCCUCAGCAGGGUCGCAAUUAAAACAGCAUAAGAUUAGGAUGGGCUUCCACCGCUUCAGACUUCAAUUCUCCCCAUUUACUGCUUGUUGCCGGCCGCUUCUUCGUUUUUUAUUUUUAUUUUUAUUUUUAUCUCGCCAAUAUUCCUCCAACCAUCGGUUCUCCGUUCACUUUCAGCUACUGAGAAGGGAGGGAGACCAUGGCAGGGAAACUGCCAGGGAUCCUUCUUAUCAUGAAAGGGCAAGAAAUUCAGCUAUAAAUCCCGUGCAAGAGGAGCCUCUGUGUUUCACCGGCAAAUGGUACUUCACUAGAGAAGAAAUAGAAGACAAUUCUCCAUCGAGGAGGGAUGGGAUCUCCACAAAGAGGAGUCGCAAUUCACGGAAGUUGUACUGUUCCUAUCUACAAGAGCUUGCAUGGAGCUCAAAGUGCCCCAGGACCAUUGCAACUGCAAUGCUGUUUUUGUCAUCGUUUUAUAUGCGUCAGUCUCAUGCAAAGAAUUAUUGGCAGACUAUUGCUACUGCCAGCAUGUUCUUUGCCAGCAAAGCUGAAGAGACGCCUCGCUGGCUGAGUGAUCUUGUUGUUGUGGCUUAUAAGUUAGCAAAUAAAUGGGAUCCUCUGCUCCACAAAGAAUUAGACAGAGGAUAUUAUGAUAAGCAGAAAGAAACAGUUGUACUUGGAGAAAGGCUUCUGCUGCUACACUUCGUAACAUUGUGUUUGCAGUACAAGCCACACUAUAUUGCGGCUGGUUCUUUAUUUCUUGCUGCAAAACUUCAAAAGGUGAAGCUGCCCCACAACAAAAGGAAAAUGUGUGGUGGCUGCAAUUUGAUGUUUCACCAAAACAAUUAG